Messenger RNA from Opisthorchis viverrini, 1913 nucleotides. RefSeq lists its product as hypothetical. The transcript has 7 exons. The record is from RefSeq and is a predicted model, not a curated record. The coding region runs from base 59 to 1621 and encodes 520 amino acids. NCBI's taxonomy places the organism in Eukaryota, Metazoa, Platyhelminthes, Trematoda, Opisthorchiida, Opisthorchiidae.
CCCUUCGAUUGCGCUGUUGGUUUUGUCAAUCUUAUUACCACUUGCCCAUGGAGUGCUCAUGGAUGUACCGUGUUAUGAUGACUCGUGGACUUACUCAUCGUUUACUGGGAAGUGUUACAAAGAAAUGAUGGACUCGAAAAAGUUAACGUGGGAUAAAGCCAAAGAGCAGUGUUCGAAAUUUCUUGAGGGUGUUUCCACUGCCAAGGUCAGACUACUUCAGGUUAGAUCCAAGGAGGAAUCUAUGACUGUGGCGCGGAUAAUGCAGCAGGCUGGUUUCAUGGAAGCUGUUUGGAUUGGUGCAAGGCGAGGAGCAGGUACCGCUGAAUUCAAAUGGGAUGACGAGUCUGAGACAGCAGAUCUUUCAUUCUUCGAUUGGUCCGGAGGUGCCGGCCCGGGGGACUGCAUUGAGUUUUCCUACGAGACGGACACUAAUCAGGAUACGUCGAAAUGGGGACUGCAACUAAAUAUUCAAAACGUCGACUGUUCGUUUGAGAGGGCCUACUAUUGUGAACAUGAAGUUCUUCGAUGUCAAAAUCCUCCUGGCGGAUUUGAUGAACAGACAAUGCGGUUUGAACCAAGCACAACAGUUCCGAGAGCGCUUGUGACAGCAGUAUGCAAACCCGGCAAAUUCAUGGUUAAAAAGAAUAAACCGCCUGCCAUUUCUGGACCAGACGUGAACACGACGUUAAAGGAAGGUCAAUACUACUGCGAUGGAACGCGAAUAGGCAGCGGUGCUGCAGACCCCAUGAAAUUUCAGACACAGUUUAAGUACUCUGGUUACCCAGUAACCGAAUGUGACACUGUCAGGUGCAGUGAAACGGAAUUGCAAAACAUGAAGCCUAAAAACGCACUUCUUGCUAGCGCGAGAAACUAUGGGACCGACAAAGCUUACGGGCCUCAACAAGUCAAUGAAUUCAACUACUUCGGAAACGUGAUCACCGUUCGGUGUAUGCCCGGUUACCUUUUUCCAGACAGGGUCGUUGAGAAAGAGGUAUUUUGCGGCUUAAAAAAAGGAUCAGAAACAGAGGGACAAUAUUUCGGCUAUUCCGGCACUGUUCUACCCUUGCCUGAUGAGUGUGAAGUGACCACCUGCAUGUUUGAAAACGCCAUACUAAAGCCUGAGCAUAACAUGGAAUCCGAGUUUAUGGCCAACAACGCUACCGGGGUGUGGAAGAAUUUGACGAAGCAUGAAGGGAAACCGUACGCGCUCAAUGCCGAGUUGCGCUUUUUCUGUCAAUCCGGAUACGAAACAGUGAAUCAGAAUAGCGACCUGAACAUUACGUGCAGCAACAGUGGUAUCUGGACACCUCAACUAAUUGGCUGUAUUGAAAUAACGGAAAAACUCCCGGCUAGCAGUGAUGGACGCUUCCACGGGACAAAAGAAGAAGCCAAAUCUGCCAAGCAAGUGUCGUCGAUCAUGUUUAUCCUCAUCAUUAUCUUCCUCGGGUUUAUUGUCAUCUUGGACCUGACAACUGUGGGGCGCGAUACCAAAACCCUGGUUACUAAUAUGAAAUUACAGAAAAAGCGCAUCCAACUACAGUCUCAAAGACGUCAAGCUGAAAAAGAGGUGAGCUACAAUUUAACGGACUCAGAGCUGCAGAUCCGCAAUCGCAGUGACUGAUUUCAUGGUCUUCUAAGUGUCAUCCCAUCAAGUUUCAUUUUCACCCAUGAGAAUUCCCAAUUUUCAUCAUUAAAAUUCACAUACACAUAAGCAUUUCCCCCAGUUUUAUUGAGUUUAGUUUACUUUCGUUCUUCUCCGUUAUUUGCCGACACAUUUCAUUAUGACUACCGAGCUCCUGAAAACUUUCCUUCUAACUUUAUGAAUAAUCUGGAUGGAGAAUUUUGAAAGCACGACGUGCUUAAUUCCAGCUUUCCAUCUACCGCUUUUUACAACGCAUACUGUACGGUGAAUA